This is a messenger RNA of Limulus polyphemus (Atlantic horseshoe crab), 2505 nucleotides long. RefSeq names its product pyridoxal phosphate homeostasis protein-like. Lineage: Eukaryota; Metazoa; Arthropoda; Merostomata; Xiphosura; Limulidae. The record is from RefSeq and is a predicted model, not a curated record. Gene Ontology annotation, cellular component: intracellular anatomical structure. Bases 1 to 1062 code for a protein of 353 amino acids. The transcript is spliced from 7 exons. Gene Ontology annotation, molecular function: pyridoxal phosphate binding.
AUGGUAGAUUUUCCGAAGGACGGAAAUCUGUACGAAUUUAUUGCUGAAGAAGGUCGGAGCAGACGAAGAGCAAAUGAAAUAUGUGAAUUGGUCUGUGACAAUUUGUUUUCUAUUGUUUGUCCAUCACAUCCACAACAAAUGAAGGUUAUUUACAAGGGAUUGGAGUCGCUAAAAUUACAAAAUGAUUUGAACAAGGAGAAAGUAGCAAAGAAUUUGGUAUCUGUAACAUUUUUUGGAAAACGCCAAAUUUCCAUUGUUGCUCAGAGUAUUAUGGCCUCUUCUUAUGAUCGAUAUUCUUGUAGGCACCUCUUGUCUGAUGAAUUAAUGAAGCUAGAUAAUGCUACAGCUGCUUUGUUCGCCUUUGGUGAUUCAGAGGUGCUACCUAUUGCCAUUAAACUUGCUCACCCUGUCUUUGUUAUGGGUUCGGGUGAAAAUGAUCCUCGUCUGGUGGCUGCCAGUAAAACAAAGUCUAAAGAAAUGAUUAUUGCUGCUUAUGAAUGGGGUCAAAGACACUUUGGGGAAAACUAUGUGUUGGAGAAAUGCAGUGAGAUUAAGUGGCAUUUUAUAGGUCAUCUCCAGAGAAACAAGGUCAAUAAACUUGUUGCUGUUCCCAACUUGUAUAUGGUGGAGACAGUUGAUUCAGAGAAGUUAGCUGAUGUUCUUAAUAAAGCCUGGGAGAAAUUACAGAGCAGUCAGAAGCUUAAAGUUAUGGUUGAAGUAAAUACCAGUGGUGAGGACAGUAAAAGUGGUGUGGACCUUGGAAGAGUUUCUUCACUAGUCAAUCACAUCAUGGAUAAAUGCCAGAAUCUGGAGUUUACAGGUCUAAUGACAAUAGGAGCAUUUGACCAUGACGUUUCUUCUGGGCCUAAUCCUGAUUUUCAAAGGCUAGUAAAAUGUAAACAGGAUACAUGCAGCCAUUUGGGUUUGGAUGUAAACAAAGUUGAACUCAGUAUGGGAAUGUCAGGAGAUUUUGAACAUGCAAUUGAAGUUGGAAGUACAAAUGUGCGUGUUGGAAGUAAAAUAUUUGGACCUCGUAGCUAUCCUCAAAAGAACACAGACUAAUAUAUAUAGGUAUCCUGGAACCAAUAGAAACCUAACCAAGAAAGACAACAUUGAGUUUCAUUUCAUUAACUUGUUUAUUAUUACUUUAGUUAUUGACAAAGUUUCUUCACUGAUACAAAGUUUUUUUUAUCUAAAAGUCUAUCUUUUGUAAGAAAUAUUAAGAUUAUUCACAUUUACGUGAGUUAUGGUUAUUUUCAAGUGCUGGGCAUGUUCUAGUUGUUGUCGUGCCUAGACAUGAGUCCAGGGAAUCCACACUUUUGGGUCAUGGGUGGGCUAUAAGAGUGGUGGUCACAUACCACUAUUUAUUUAGAUAUCCCAAGAGUUGGCAGUGAAUAACUGCUUUCUCUUUAGUCUAUCAGUUCAGAAUUAGGGAUGACUUUUCACAGAUAUAAUUUGAAUAAUUUUUUGCAAGUAUUCAAGACAAUGAAAUAGUUUUAUCUUAGGUACUGUUCUAGUGAUGUGUAAGCAUUAAUGUUUUUAUGUAUACCAUCUUUUAGACUUGCUUUAUUUUUAAUUUAAGUGAUACAAUCUGAUUGAUUAGGAUGUGAAGCUGGAGUAUCUAUCUGAUAAAUAAGAAAACUUUAUCAUAGAGGCAUUUCUAUGAAGUAAAUAAAUGGAUAUUUAUGAGAUAGUUUAACAGUUAACUUACUUUGAACCAAGUUGAUGUACAUUGUAAUAUAGUGUGGUCCAAUUAUGUAUGACCUUCACCACAACAGUUGCUCAGAUAUUGCUUUAUUUUGUAUGUAGUUUGUUAAUAAUGGUUUCUUCAGAAAUGUUACUUAGAAUUUCUAGAAUAUUUAAAACUUUAACUAGACACACACCAAAAACGUUUGCGUUGAAAGAUAGGCAAGAGGUUAAUUUUAUAUAAAGGACUAGUGUGAACUUUCAGUAUGUUUAAUGGCUUGUAUCCCCACAAUAGAAUGAGAUAAGAAUUACUGUAAUUUUUAGGGUUUGAAUGUGUGUAAUGUUGUAUGAUUCAUUUGUAAAAUUGUAUGUGAAGAGGAAUUGAUAAUUAAUAACAUGUUGUAAUAGAGCUUCUUGACCAGUUACCCUUGAUACAAUAUGUUUAAUUUAUUGUAGUAAUAAAUUCUGUUGAAUGUAUUAACAAUUGGUAAGCAACUAUAUUUUUAAGCAGAACAAACAAAAAACUUAAAGCAGUUUUUCUUAACUUAUGUAAUAAUGAAUUAACUUUAGUUAGAACUGUUGAAACAUGGUUUAAGUGUACCAAAUAUAGCACUGGUGUUUUGUAUUUCUUGUAUGGAGAUAUUUGCUGCUUUGAGAGAUCAGUACAUUGCAGAUUGUGUACCAAAUAAUAAUUAUUGGUAUUGUGACUAUUAGAUUCUCAGUAUUAAUGUCAAUAGGCAGUGAGUUUGUAUUGUGUCUUAUGAUUAUAAGAUGUAUUGUUCUAGAAGAAUAAAGUGCAUCGUUUUCUUGAUUAUCAGA